AUGGAGCCUAAUAAUACCAGCCUGGGUCGGGGUGUCGACGACAUUCAAGCACAAAGGGCGACGAUUCCUAUGCCUAUGGGUGAGCAGACCGUCAAAGCCACUGAUAUCUUUGAUAAUCAUCGGCAGCUUGUCGACUGGGUUCUAGCCAAUGAUGGAUACUUUCAUCCUGACGCUCAAAUUGCCUUUAGUAUACGCAAGGGCUUCCAUGCCGUCGUGGUGGAUGGCACGAGGCUCGUUUCUGGAACUCGAGUGGCGAGUUGUCCCAUGCGAAUUACACUAUCAGUUCUGAAUGCUCUUGAUAUUUCACCGUUUUCAAGUCAUGGCACUCAUUUCCCAGAGUCUUUCCUCCGCAGCCAUUCCCCCAAACCUGAAUCUCUACAGGCUUUCUUUUUGAUGGAGCAAUUGGUCCUUGGAGAGAAAUCUUGGUGGGCUCCUUAUAUUGCCACCAUACCUACUGUGCAAGAGGUGACAGACUUACAAUUCGAGGAAGAAACAGACGUGGUUUGGCUUGAGGGUACUAACCUCAAGAACGAGCUGUCGACUCAGACUGCCAAGUGGAAGGAGAUGUAUUUGCAGGGCAUGGGCGCCCUCAAGAACCUGCGCUGGCCGAACGCUCUCAACGGCGAAUACACCUGGUCUCGUUUCCGGUGGGCUGCGACGAUGUUUGGUAGCCGAUCUUUCACUUCACAAGUCCUUGAAGACACUCUUCCGGCAGAUCAAGCUCGAUAUCUUCAUCGUCCUGCCGGCGAAGAUGCCCCAUAUAGUCUCGUGGAACUCUUUUCUCACCGGUUUGCAGUUCUCCUUCCACUUCUAGACCUCCUCAACCACAAACCAGGGGCAAAGGUCGAAUGGCAAGCCAGGUAUAGUUUUGUCGGUCUCCAAAUCCUUGAGACGUACGAAUCCGGGGAGGAGCUCUGUAACAAUUAUGGUCCCCGCGACAACGAGGGCCUGCUUCUGGCGUAUGGCUUCACGAUCCCGAACAACCCCUUUGACCACCUUGUGAUCAGCAUCAGACCGCCUCCUGGAUCGCCAUUGGCCAUGGCUCGAACGUGGAAGCCUGAUCUCCGGUCAGAUCCAGAGAAGCGGUGCUUCAUUUUCAACCACCUACAUCCACAAUCGACAUCAGCAAUAGCAUUAGAAACGUCACUUUUCUCCUUCGAUUUGCUAGACAGUAUCUCGGUCUUGUGUGCGAAUGAGCGUGAGCUCCAAACCAUGUUUUCGAGACAGCAGACAUUGAUGAGCUACUGUCUUGGUGAAACGUCCAAGUUUGAAGACGGUCGAAUCAUUUUGGCAACCCUAAGCCAGCUGCUGAGAGAUUGCUCUGCACGUGCCGAGAGACUGAGAGCCACGGAUCCAGCUCGAAAGACACCUCCUGUCGAACCUCUCAAUUCGAAACAACAUCAUGCAAAGAUCUAUCGGGAUAGUCAAUUGGAUAUAGUCGAAACAGCCGUCGCCGUCUGCAAGUUCGUCCUCAAGUCAGCUUCAAGCGAGAUUUCAGCCAAGGAUAUCCUCGAUCAAUUGCAACCUCAAUUUUCUGCCUUUGUUUUCCAGAAUCUUCAAACUCUUACCGCACGACACAAACGCCUUAGUCAUCAAUUUGAACUUCUCACUUGCGAGGCCAUCCUAGCGAUGCUUCCCAACAGUCUAUCUUCGACCGUGAAGAAAUGUUUAUCUGAGCUAGAAAAUAUUCUUGAUUCUACCGCCAAUGGAGAAGGCCAGAGUCUAGUAAAUCUCGAUAAGAUUCGCCUUGCGGUCAUUCUUUCAGCAUUGUACGGCGAAUAUGCUUAUGGAACAAAACUGCCACAUCGAAUCACUGAAUGGGUCCACCAAUUGGCGGAAUGGUAUCCACCACAUGGGGAUUCAUGGGCACAUGUCCCCACGCUUGGACCAUGGGCUCCAGGCGAGGAACCUCCAGCGGCAUUAGUGAGUCUCCUUGCAGCCCGAGCUGCCAUGUCUCCAACGAUGCCUGUUGAUUCCAACAUAAAACGAUGGCUGCGACCGGAGAGGAUAUGUUGGGGAUGGAAUGUCAUGGAGGAGGAAAUGGUACGAGUUCCGACAGACAUCUUGGGAUCGAGAGAAGCAGGCGCUGGUUCAGGCCAGGAGUCGACAUCUAUUCUAAUCUAUUGGCAGCGGUACCAGGAAUACCGGAGCUGGCUGAAUCUGCAGAUGUCAAGAUGA
This is a messenger RNA of Rhinocladiella mackenziei CBS 650.93, 2178 nucleotides long. RefSeq lists its product as uncharacterized. The coding region runs from base 1 to 2178 and encodes 725 amino acids. Gene Ontology annotation, biological process: peptidyl-lysine monomethylation. Lineage: Eukaryota; Fungi; Ascomycota; Eurotiomycetes; Chaetothyriales; Herpotrichiellaceae. Gene Ontology annotation, molecular function: protein-lysine N-methyltransferase activity. The transcript is spliced from 2 exons. The record is from RefSeq and is a predicted model, not a curated record.